This is a messenger RNA of Colletotrichum orchidophilum, 564 nucleotides long. RefSeq lists its product as uncharacterized. NCBI's taxonomy places the organism in Eukaryota, Fungi, Ascomycota, Sordariomycetes, Glomerellales, Glomerellaceae. The coding region runs from base 1 to 564 and encodes 187 amino acids. The transcript has a single exon. The record is from RefSeq and is a predicted model, not a curated record.
AUGGACGGAAGCAACCCUUUUUACCAAGGCCCUGAGGUCAGUGAAGACGUCUCGCUCACGGAAGAAGACUGGGCCCAUAUCCCGGAAGGAGUCAUAAGAAGACUAUUUCUCCUAGCCACCUCGCAAAUGUUUUCGACUCACGGCCCCGGUAUACGGUCCGGCCCUCCAAUAGGUUCACGGCCUUUCCCAGACACCGUACAGGCUGUCAUUUCAGACCACCCCGUCGUCGAGGACGUGUCAGAUGAAGAGCCUUUCUGCAACGAUGCUUCAUGUCCUUGCAACUCCAUUGACCACUCCCCUGACCUACAGGAAGCAGGUCGUGCGCCCAUCUUUGAAGAUAGUCUAAUGUCCGAGAUCGAUGACGAGCUUUGCGCGGACCAUGCUUGCAUGUUUGAAGGCGAGUCCGAGUCGUCCGGGGACAUCGAGAUGGCUGAAGACUCAUGCGACUUUUUCGUAGACGAUGACAUUUACAUUGACACAGAUGGAACAGAGGUGGGUAUAGACCAGCCUGGGCUGUCAGAUUUGACCUACGACUUUGAAAAUAUGGUCUGUUCGGACGAGUAA